Molecule: messenger RNA, 2013 nt
Organism: Arvicanthis niloticus (Nile rat)
Lineage: Eukaryota; Metazoa; Chordata; Mammalia; Rodentia; Muridae
Gene: Rinl
Product: Ras and Rab interactor like
Biological process (GO): vesicle-mediated transport
Cellular component (GO): endocytic vesicle; cytosol
Molecular function (GO): small GTPase binding; guanyl-nucleotide exchange factor activity
Source: RefSeq, a predicted model, not a curated record
AUGAGGCUAGCCCAGCCGGACAUGGUAUCUGCAGCCCCUACUGAAGUGGACAGACUGGUUUGGCCACUAGUAGAUGGAGCAGACAAGAGUCCACUAGAGGUCCUCAGCACAACAAAGCCACUUCUACGACUGCAGAGGACACAGAAAGUGUGGCAGGUCCCAGAGCUGGAUGCUCAGCACGCCAAGGCCUUUCUGGAGCUGUGGCCACUGGGGAGCUUCCUGGUCAUCGGACAUGACCCUGGCCAGGUCCUGAUGUUGAAGACAGGACCUCUGUCAGGAGAUAUCAACACCUAUCAAAUUCAGAAGUUUCCUGGAGGCGUGUCCCUGGAAUCCUCCAACCUCUGCAUGCCCGACUUCCCCCAUCUCCUGGCCUUUCUGUCAUCCAGCAGGGACGUUUUGCCAAGGACUCUGCUCUUGCCCACGCCUACUGUGGGGCCUGGAGAUAAGCACUCAGAUCCUUGUCAACUUGGCUGCAUCCAGGUGGACACCUCAGGGAGAGUUCUGUCUGUAGUGAACCAGCUCUACCUGGAGACUCAUGGAGGCUGGGGACCAGAGACUCCACAGCAAAGAGAGCCAGAGACUGGCCAGAAAUACAGUCUAGCCCCCAGGAAGCCCACCCCACACCGGGUCUCCUGGGUGGAAGACCCUCUGAAACCGGAAGCUCACCAUACUGGACAGGAAGUGCAUCAUCCAGAAAGACAAGUGCAUUAUCCUGGACCAGAAGCUCACUCACUUGGGCCGGAAGUGCACUUUCCUAGUCCUGCUCUAGAAGAGAAGGAGGAAGUGAACAAUGACAGCUACAAAGAUGAAGAGGAAGGCUGCGAGGAUAUGCUCACUGCCCACAUCCGUGCUCUGGCCAGGACCCGGAGCAACUAUGUGGCCAGGCAGUACCGAUGCCUUCAGGCACGCCUCAUCUCAGAUUCUGGAAAUCCCUCCAGCCCAGGGGACCCUGCCACAGAGCUACUUCAGGAUGUGCGCCAGCUUCUCACUGACCUCCAGAAUUACCUGGCAAAAGACCCCGACAUCAGAGCUGUCUUUGGGAACAGGGGACCUAGCAUCCCUCGGGACAAAGAUCUCGGCCCCGCUGUGGAGGUGGCCCUGUGUCGAGCGGUUCUAGAGCCCCUGAAGCCUGCCCUGUGGACCAAACUCCGAACUCUCAGAGCCCAGGAACUGCGGCGACUGCGUCGGCGCCAAAUUGCCUUAAGGGUAGGAGCGGGGCCCGAGGGACAGAGCCCGGCCUUGCGGAACCGUAUCCACGCGCGCCUUGCUCACCUGCACGCAGCGUGCGCCCCGCGCCACAAGGUGGCGCUGCUGCUGGCGGUGUGCAGCGACGUCUAUGCAGGUCUGGCCAGCGAUGAGAAUAAAGAGCCCUUGGGGGCUGACGACUUUUUACCUGCCCUGACUGAGGAGCUGAUCUGGAGUCCACACAUUGGAGAAACACAGCUGGAUGUAGAGUUUCUUAUGGAGCUCUUGGAUCCAGGGGAGUUGCAAGGAGAAGCUGGCUAUUAUAUUACCACGUGGUUUGGGGCUCUCUACCACAUAGCUCACUACCAGCCGGACACAGACCGUGCACCCCAGGGGCUCAGCUCCGAGGCCCGGGCCUCCCUGCGCCAGUGGCACCGAAGACGAACACUGCACCAGCAAGCCCAGCCCAUAGCCCAGGCCAACCAGCCCUUUGAGGAGCCAUGGGCAAUAGGGGGCCUAUGAUGAUUAGAGUUCUGAAACCCCAGUCACGUCUGAACCUUUGGACCCACUCCCUCUGCUAAGCAAGACUCUGUUGGCAUCUGGGUCAGCACAGAGGGUGGGACAAGAAAAGAGGCGUGCCUUUUGCACUAGCUGUUCCUACUUCCUCCCAUCCUUCCCCUCCUUCUGGUCUGUCCAGAUGUUACCUCAGUGAGGCUCUCCCCAGCAAACACAACUCAUGCCCAAAGAGUACUCCAGCUACAACCCUCUCACCUGAAUCUCUUUGGGGCAGGUAGAAUAAAGGCACAGUCCCCAAAAGGUGUCUACAUC